Molecule: messenger RNA, 3825 nt
Organism: Penicillium bovifimosum
Lineage: Eukaryota; Fungi; Ascomycota; Eurotiomycetes; Eurotiales; Aspergillaceae
Product: inositol polyphosphate kinase VIP1
Exons: 3
Coding region: 1-3825 (1274 amino acids)
Biological process (GO): inositol phosphate biosynthetic process; inositol metabolic process
Cellular component (GO): cytosol
Molecular function (GO): 5-diphosphoinositol pentakisphosphate 1-kinase activity; inositol hexakisphosphate kinase activity; diphosphoinositol pentakisphosphate kinase activity
Source: RefSeq, a predicted model, not a curated record
AUGGAAGCCACUGAGCACAGCAAUGGCCCUUCUGCCGCACCCUUGAGACCUACAGAAGCCCACUUUUCGUCGCCUCCCGAUAUCGAUUCCGAAGACAACGAUCAUACCCCCACAGAACCUGUCCAUGAAUCUGCAAUGGCACCACCCCAGACGGUGCAACAUGCAAAGUCCAAUCCAGCCCAAUUCGCAAAGGUCGAUGCCGAUACUCGCCCCACCGGUCGAAUCGGACAAUCUGCAAGGCACGCAAGCCACGCAACCAGAAGGUUCAGCGGAAGCACAGCUGCCAGUACCGCUGCAAGCUCUAUUAGUGAAGUGGAGACUGGCGCUCUAAAACCAUGGAGGAUCGGAGUUUGUGCUUUGGAUGUGAAGGCACGCAGCAAACCGAGCCAAAAUAUUUUGACUCGGCUCCAAUCGAAGGGUGAUUUCGAAGUGAUAGUCUUUGGAGACAAGGUCAUUCUUGAUGAAGCAGUGGAGAAUUGGCCCGUCUGUGACUUUUUGAUCGCUUUCUUUUCCGAUGGAUUCCCCUUGGAUAAAGCCAUCGCGUACGCUAAGCUACGAAAGCCACUCUGCGUCAACGACCUGCCUAUGCAAAAGGUUCUAUGGGAUCGCCGACUCUGCUUGAAAAUUCUAGAUCAUAUGGGCGUCCCCACCCCGAAGCGACUGGAAGUGAACCGUGAUGGUGGUCCGGUUCUAGAAUCCCCAGAACUAGGCCAACAUAUCUAUCGGCUGACUGGUGUGAAGCUUGAAGGCCCAAGUAAUGGAGUGGGUGGUGGGGCUCCUCGAACGCAAAGUGUCUCAAUGUCUGAAGACGGUGAGGCCUUGAUCGUUGAUGGCAAAGUCUUCAGAAAGCCCUUUGUUGAGAAACCUGUUAACGGCGAGGACCAUAACAUUCACAUCUACUUCCCCAACGAUCAGCAGUACGGCGGCGGUGGAAGAAGGCUAUUUCGAAAAGUCGGCAACAAGAGCUCGGAAUAUGACCCUAAGCUCACUGUUCCAAGAUCCAUUACCGAAAGUGAUACAAGUUACCUUUACGAACAAUUCCUCAGGGUCGACAAUGCUGAAGAUGUCAAAGCUUACACCGUUGGGCCAGACUUCUGCCACGCAGAGACGCGCAAAUCCCCCGUGGUUGACGGUCUUGUCCGGCGCAAUACUCACGGGAAAGAAAUACGAUACAUCACGAAACUUGGCAAGGAGGAAGCGAUCAUCGCAUCAAAGAUCUCAAAUGGAUUCGGCCAAAGAAUCUGUGGAUUUGACAUGCUUCGUGUCGGUGAUAAAAGCUAUGUUAUCGACGUCAACGGCUGGAGCUUCGUUAAGGACAACAAUGAUUACUACGACAAGUGUGCCAACAUUCUUAGAGAUAUCUUUUUGGCGGAGACGCGCAAAUGCGAAGCUGCCUCGGAACCAUCCGCACCGCCAUCGCCAGAGGGUCCAUCUAGAAGGAACACAGUGGGAUCUCAUCGGCAGGCCUUUAAGGAACUGUUGAAGUCCCCUAGUGCUUCCAGGCUUCACAACCAAAGCCAAAAGUCCACUGAUAUUUCAGAGGCAGCCACUCCGUCAAUGGUGUCAUCCGGUGUAGAGAGCGCUGAUGUUGGCGCUGCUCUUAGCAAGUUGAAUUCUCGGGAAGGCCACUCCACCCCUCGUGGAUAUAGUCCAUCGAACUCGAAGUCCCCGGCCCUUUCACUCCAGCACGCCAAUGAGGAAGCCCUGCCGCCCCUUCCUGCUUCCAAGCACUCUUGGAAGCUCAAAGGAAUGGUGGCAGUGAUCCGACACGCAGAUCGAACUCCGAAGCAGAAGUUCAAAUUCACCUUCCACUCUCAGCCCUUUGUGAACCUAUUGAAGGGUCAUCAAGAGGAGAUAGUGAUCAAGGGGGAGGCUGCGUUGGCCAGUGUGUCUGAUGCCGUCAAGGUGGCUAUGGAGAACGAGCUCGAAGACAUGGACAAGCUCAAGUUGCUGCGUACAUCUCUAGAGAAGAAGGGCGGUUGGCCUGGGACCAAAGUGCAGAUCAAGCCUAUGUUCCGGAAACGAACUCCCGAGGAAAUGGGAGAACGGGCCCCAACGGCAACUUUAUCUUCAGUGCCUGAGGGCACGCUCAAUGAAGAGCCGCUUCCGCCUUUGCCAAGUGACGGCCAGACAACGGAGAACGAAGAUCUACGCAGACUACUGUCACGAAGUGAUUCCAUUUCAGAUGCAACCUUUUCUCGGUUCUCUGCCGCUGAGAAUGACCUGAUCCUCGAUAAACUACAGCUUGUGAUCAAGUGGGGUGGCGAGCCCACACAUGCCGCACGUUAUCAAUCCCAGGAUCUCGGACUUAACAUGCGAGAUGAUCUCAAACUGAUGAAUAAGGAGGCUUUGAAUAACGUCCGUCUAUUUACUAGUUCAGAACGUAGAGUGAGCACCAGUGCACAAAUCUGGGCUUGCUCAUUCUUGGAUCAGAAAGAUUUGCCCGAAGACUUGAUACAAGUCCGGAAAGAUUUGCUGGACGAUUCAAAUGCCGCCAAGGACGUCAUGGACAAAGUCAAGAAGAAGCUCAAAUUGCUUUUGCGAGAAGGGUCAGCGCCUUCACAAUUUGCUUGGCCCAAGGACAGCAAUAUACCAGAGCCUUCUGUUGUCCUUGCUACAGUAGUUGAGCUCAUGAAGUUCCAUCGGAGCGUCAUGCGACACAACUUUGAGCAACUCAAUUGCUCCGAUCACAUCCCACCGACUUCCAAUGACCCUGAAACCCAGAGCCAGCCAGCUGCUACGGACCGGCUGGAUCACCCCGAUAUAUCAGACAUACAGGGCCGCUGGUGCGCGGGUGAAGAUCCUCGACUCUUCAAGGAACGAUGGGAGAAACUCUUUGCAGAGUUCUGUGAUACGGAGAAGGUUGACCCGAGCAAGCUCUCCGAACUUUAUGAUAGUAUGAAAUUCGAUGCACUCCACAACAGGCAGUUCUUGGAGUGGGUUUUCAUGCCACCGGACAGUACCGAUGAUGAGGAAGAGGUUCCAGGACGCAAGAGCACUGUGGACGGAAACCUUGAACAGGAAGUCGGAAGCGACAAACUUGAAGAGCGUGCUGAGAGCCAAACUUUUGCUCAUCGCUUCGGGUUGAGAAAACGGCUUCAUGCGCUCGAGGCGCUACCACAUCUUCGAGCACUCGAUGAUUCAUACGAUCAUUACUUCAAGCUUUUCCCCGGCGCUAAAUCCUCCAAGUCCAAGAUGGACGAGCGGCUUUCGAAGCUUCGGGAACUGUACAAGCUGGCCAAGGUUUUGUUUGACUAUGUGACGCCUCAGGAAUACGGCAUCACCGACAGCGAGAAACUGGAAAUUGGUCUGUUGACCUCUCUGCCCCUUCUUCAAGAAAUUGUUCGUGAUUUAGAAGAGGUGCAGGCUUCACAGGAUGCCAAAUCCUUCUUCUAUUUCACCAAGGAAUCCCACAUCUACACGCUCUUGAACUGCAUCUUGGAAGGUGGAAUUCAAACCAAGAUAGCCAGGAGUGCCAUCCCUGAACUCGACUAUCUCUCUCAGAUUUGCUUUGAACUAUAUGAGGCUCGGGACAGCGAAUCCGACUCCUACUCAUACUCCAUCCGCAUCUCGGUCAGCCCCGGAUGUCACGCCUUUGACCCGCUUGACGUGCAACUCGAUUCCCGUCACGCCAUCGGCUGUGCCCCACGACGAAGCUUGACGGCUCACCAGGAUUGGAAGGAGGUCAUUGAGACCCUGAAAGCAAAAUUUGAUACAGUUAAACUACCCAAGACCUUCAUUGCGGUAAACCUAAGCGACAAGCAUACCUCUCAUGAUGAGAAAUCGCCAUCUGCAUCACGUGGCAUCUCCCCGACUCAAUAUUAA